Vespa mandarinia (Asian giant hornet) is the source of this 1089-nucleotide messenger RNA. RefSeq names its product protein obstructor-E. Lineage: Eukaryota; Metazoa; Arthropoda; Insecta; Hymenoptera; Vespidae. Gene Ontology annotation, molecular function: chitin binding. Gene Ontology annotation, cellular component: extracellular region. The record is from RefSeq and is a predicted model, not a curated record.
UGUAUAUGUAGAUAUAGAUAGAAUAAAAAAGAUAUAUAUUUUUAUAUAUAUAUAUAUAUGCACGGAUAAAUCGUUCUCGAAAUCGUUAAUCGUUGGUUGACAAGAGUAAAUAUUUAUUUCUUUUUUUUUUUUUUUUGAAAUCAAACAUCACGACAAAAAUGGCCGGUCAACGAGUUGUUUAUCUUCUUCUUCUACUGAUCUUCGUCCUCAUAGAGCACGAAUGUUACGGUCAGAAACAACAUCAGGAGGAUCCUUGUCAGACAAAAUCAAGAGUGGUCGGCGAUAUUGAAUAUUGCGAUCGUUAUUGGGAAUGCGUUAACGGUAGACCAGAAUUAUUUGAUUGCCCUAAUGGUCUCGUAUUCGCUGGAAAACAUAGGGGUGUAACAGAGGGUUGUGAUUAUCCAUGGAGAGCAAAUUACUGUGAUGGUAAACGCCAAGCUAAUCCACCAAUAUCAGCGGACCAUUGCGAUUGGCUUUAUGGUAUAUUCGGCCAUGAGACAUCUUGCACGAGAUAUUGGACUUGUUGGAAUGGCACUGCUACCGAACAAUUGUGCAUUGGUGGUCUACUUUACAACGAAAGGGCACGGUCCUGCGAUUGGCCCGAGAAUGUCGAGGGUUGUCAAAAGCAUCCACUUUGUAAUGACGACGCUAACGGCAACGUACCAUUAGGAAAGUCUUGCAAUCGUUAUUGGCAAUGCCAAGGUGGUUAUCCACGUUUACAAAGAUGCCCAGCCAUGUUGGUGUUCGAUAGACGAUCAUUGAGAUGCGUCGUACCACCUACCGAGGAUUGUGACGUACCAACGACGCAACCCAGUUUGGAUGGGGAUUUGCAAGAUGGUAGAAUCGAGCAAGAACCCGAAGAAGAAAAUUUACCGCCUGGCGUACCGCCACUUCCGGCCGGUGCCCUACCAAUUCCCCUUCGAGCACGUCCUAGAAAUUAAUUUUAAAUCGUUCCGUCGUAUGGUUUGAAAGAAAAAACGAAAAAGAAAAAAAACAAAAAGAAUAUGAUAAAAGAAAGGAAAAAAAAAGAAAGAACACACACACACACACACAGACACGCACACAAACGCAGAAAGACGGACACAUGAA